GUGCUUCCCGCGGCGGAGGCAGCGGCGGCGAGUCGAAGCGGGCCGCGCUAGACGCGCUGACGGAGGUGACGGCCAAGCUGACGCUGGCGAACGCCGCGGACUCCCGCGCCAUCGCAGGCUUGCUGGGGCGCGGCGUCGCGCACAACCAGCGGGCCCAGGGCUGGGCGAAGCUAAAGAAGAGUGCGCUGGCCAAGGGCGACGAGCCCCCCGAGAACGCGCAGGGGCCUCCGCAUAUGGUGCUGCACGCCAGUCUAGUCGAGACCUUGGUGACUCAAGAGGAGGCGAGGGUGGCGGACAUAGAGAACGAGUCCCGGGGCGAUCACUUUCAGAUGGUGAAGCCGCACAGCACCGACGUGUUCUGCAAGGGCGACGGCAUGCUGACGGCAACGCCCGACGUCCGCUACCUAUUGCGCACGAGGGCGAAGGAGGUGGAGGGCAAGCGCGAGGUGGCGAAUAUUACCUACCUGUUCCAGCCGACGGAGACCGGCAUCAUCGCGCAGCGUCUGUUCGAGGCCGCUUUCCACAAG
Prorocentrum cordatum is the source of this 527-nucleotide messenger RNA. The record is from the annotation of a GenBank genome assembly. Lineage: Eukaryota; Dinophyceae; Prorocentrales; Prorocentraceae.